Notothenia coriiceps (black rockcod) is the source of this 906-nucleotide messenger RNA. RefSeq names its product arrestin domain-containing protein 3. The record is from RefSeq and is a predicted model, not a curated record. The transcript has 5 exons. Gene Ontology annotation, biological process: protein transport. Gene Ontology annotation, cellular component: cytoplasm; plasma membrane. The coding region runs from base 79 to 906 and encodes 275 amino acids. Lineage: Eukaryota; Metazoa; Chordata; Actinopteri; Perciformes; Nototheniidae.
CAGGGUUAACAAGCCUUGGAUUUCCUCUUGGUUUUACAGGAGAUUUGGAUUUUCUACUGUUUGUUCUUUGUAAAAAAAAUGACCAACAACUUUGCAAUAGAAUAUGAUGCCAUCAACAGCAGAAACACCUUUACAAAUGGAGAUACCAUCAAUGGGAGAAUCAUCGUGGAGGUUUCUAAGGAAACCACAGUCCAGUCUCUAAUUUUUAAAGCAAAAGGAAAAGCUCGGGUCCGCUGGAGUGAACAUUACGGGCAACAUCAACAUCAUGUGUACUGGGCUGAUGAGAAAUAUUAUGAUGUCAAACAUCAUAUCUUGAGAGAGUCAAGACAAGAUGGCACUGAAGUUAUCGGUAAAGGGAGACAUGUGUUCCCUUUUUCCUUCAAGAUUCCUGACAACAAAAUCCCAUCAUCUUUCAAAUCUGGCAUUGGUAACAUUCAUCAUAAACUGAAGGCAGAGCUCAAGCAAUCAAUGAAGCUGACCAAAAAGGCCAAAACCCACUUCACAUUUGUGUCAAAAGCAGACAUGGAUAUUCCUGGACUUCUGGAACCUCAGUAUGGUAGCAAGGACAAAUCUGUCAAGGUAUUUGGCUCUGGAAUUAUUUCAAUGGAUGUUCAGACCAAGCGAAUGGGAUACAAACAAGGUAGAGAUCUCAAAGUCUCAGUUGAAAUCGUCAACAACUCAAGUCGUUCAGUGAAGGCUAAAGUCAUCCUGUAUGAGAAGAAGAGCUUCUUCGCCCAGGGUCGCAGGAGAGUUUCCACAAAGGAGAUCCUUAAGGAGAAGAUGGAGGCUAUCGCAUCCUCUAACAAAGAGACUGUGGUCAAGGUGAUGAACAUCCCCAGAGAGUUACCUAGCUCCAUCUUAAACUGCAGCAUCAUCAAACUGGAGUACAGGCUGAAGGUAAACUAA